AUGGAGCGCUCUCAAGCUCUGUAUGCCUUUAACUGUGGAGAUCUCAAUAAAUUCUACGCCUUGGAGAAGCACUGGUCAGAAUGGGAUGAUCUAAAAAGGAAGAAGGAUUUCCUUGUGGCUAAAAUCCGACUUCUAGCAAUCAUGGAGCUCGCUCUUGCUCGUCCCUCGAAGGAGCGUAAGAUCACCUUCAAGGAAAUCGCAGCAAAGUGCCAGGUACCUAACAACGAGGUUGAAUUCCUUGUGAUGAAAGCGCUGAGCAAGGAUUUGGUCCGUGGUGCAAUCGAUCAAGUCAAUAAAACUGUUUUGAUAACAUGGGUACAACCUAGGGUGUUGAAUACAACUCAGGUGCUUGCCAUGGCCAAUCGCAUCGCGGCUUGGAGCAAAGAUGUAAUGGCCAUGGAGAAUAUCGUCAGCGAAAAUGCCCGCGAAAUUCUCACUAAAUCGUAA
This is a messenger RNA of Ostertagia ostertagi, 447 nucleotides long. The record is from the annotation of a GenBank genome assembly. Lineage: Eukaryota; Metazoa; Nematoda; Chromadorea; Rhabditida; Trichostrongylidae.